AUGGGUCUUUCUCACCAUUGGGUUAAGCUUAUAAAUCAAUGUGUCUCCACUGUUUCCUAUUUUGUUCUACUCAAUGGUAUCCCUACUGGUGUUUUCAAACCUGAAAGAGGUUUAAGACAGGGUGAUCCUCUUUCCCCUUACCUCUACAUAAUAUGUUCUGAAGCUCUAUCUUCUUAUAUUGAUAAUCUUCAAAAAGAAAAAAGGGAAAUAAAUUUUGAAAAGUCUGGUAUUCUGUUUAGUAGAAAAAUCCCUGAACAUAGGAGGGUUCUUUUGGCCAAUAUCUUAGAUAUCCAAAAUAGGGAUCUGGGAGAAAAAUAUCUGGGAACUCCUACUGUUUUUCAAGCAUCAAAAAUCCAAACCCACAUGGGUAUUCUCCAAGCUUUUGAUGCUAGAAUUACUGUCUGGCUUCACAAGCUGUUAUCCCAGGCUGUUACAACUACUCUUAUCAAACAUAUUGGCCAGGCUAUUCCUCUCUUCCAAAUGGGUGCCUUUCUUAUUCCUAAACACCUCUAUAAACAGAUGGACUCUCAUCUCUGUAAGUUCUGGUGGGGUAAAAAUUUAGACCCAAAAGAUAGGAAACUGCAUCUGCUUGGCUGGGACAACCUUUGCUCCCCCAAGGCAGAAGGUGGUUUGGGUUUUAGAAAGGCUGAAUUAAACAAUCUAGCUAUGCUAGCUAGAAAUGCUUGGAGAAUUAUUGAAAAUCCUGAUUGCUUGUUAGCUACUGUUCUCAAGGCCAAGUAUUUCCCAAGAACUGAUUUCUUGAAUGCUAAGUGCACUGAUAAGUGUUCUUGGACCUGGAGGUGCUUACAUGCCAUAAAAGAACUGAUUAAGGCUUUUAUUUCUUGGAUUGUGGGGAUGGUCAAUUUAUUGAUUCCUGGGUAUGUGAUGCGGGAUUUCUCAAAGAAAGCUUCCUUUUGUGCCUCCUUAGUCUUUGAAGUUCAUUUUGCUGAAGAAGCUGAAGCCAGAGCCAUCUGGCCAGUUCUGAAGUAA
Molecule: messenger RNA, 990 nt
Organism: Papaver somniferum (opium poppy)
Lineage: Eukaryota; Viridiplantae; Streptophyta; Magnoliopsida; Ranunculales; Papaveraceae
Exons: 3
Coding region: 1-990 (329 amino acids)
Source: RefSeq, a predicted model, not a curated record